AUGUCUUCUGCAGUUGAGAAAGAGCGUAAGAAGGCCGAGAAGCUUGCCAAAUUCCAAGAAAAGCAAUCGAAAAAGCAAGCCGCUCCAGCCGACGCUGCGCCCAAGGCAGCAAAGAAGGAAAAGGUCAAGAAGCCCACGGCUGUCGACGCAUACGAACCACUAAAGAUCGAAUCCGGCCGGUACGAAUGGUGGGAAAGCAGAGGCUAUUUCAAGCCUCAAUUCACCGAGGAUGGCAAGAUCAAGCCCGAAGGGAAAUUCGUUAUCCCAAUCCCACCUCCCAACGUCACUGGAUCCCUUCAUAUGGGCCACGCCCUGACGAAUGCUCUACAAGACACUAUGAUAAGGCACGCUAGAAUGAAGGGCAAGACAACAGCAUGGAUCCCCGGUUGCGACCACGCGGGCAUUGCCACGCAAAGUGUCGUGGAAAAGCUCUUGUACAAGACUGAAGGCAAGACUCGACAUGAUAUUGGGCGCGAAGCCUUGUUGGAGAAAAUCUGGAGCUGGAAAGACAAAUAUCACGCCAAUAUUACGAGCCAGCUCAAGCGGAUGGGUGGUUCAAUGGAUUGGUCCCGGGAAGCGUUCACCAUGGACGAAAAUCUGUCUCGUGCCGUGCGAAAAACCUUCAUCGAUCUGUUCGACGAAGGUAUUAUCUACAGAGCGAACCGUCUGGUGAACUGGUGCUCGGCUCUUAGCACUUCUUUGUCCAAUCUGGAAGUCGACAACAAGGAGCUAAAGGGCCGGACGAAACUGAAGGUGCCGGGCUAUGAGAAGAUGAUCGAGUUUGGUGUACUCACCUACUUCAAGUACCCCAUCAGCAACGGAGAUGACUCCUACCGACACACAGACUCUCUGGAUCGGUUCAAAAAGCACGAAUUCAUCGAGAUUGCAACUACUCGUCCGGAGACAAUGCUGGGUGAUACAGCUAUCGCUGUACACCCGGAUGAUAAGAGAUACAAACAUCUUGUGGGAAAGACGGCAAUUCAUCCUUUCAUUCCCGAGCGCAAGAUUGUGAUCAUUGCAGACGAGGAGGUUGAGAUGGAGUUUGGUACGGGUGCUGUCAAGAUCACUCCGGCGCACGACCCCUCCGAUUUCAUCAAAGGCAAAAAGCACAACCUGGAGUUCAUCAACAUCCUCAAUGAUGACGGUACGCUGAAUGAGAACGCCGGACCUUUUGCGGGCCAAAAACGGUUCGAUGCCCGUUAUGGCGUCAUCAAAGCUCUGAAAGAGCUCGACCUCUAUACCAAGCAAGAAGACAACCCGAUGACAAUACCAAUAUGCCAACGGAGUAAAGACGUCAUCGAGCCAGUGCUCAAGCCUCAGUGGUGGAUGAGAAUGGCGGACCUUGCUAAGGCCGCGGAUGAUGCUGUGACUGAUGGCAGAAUACUCAUCAAGCCUGAGACUGAGUCGCGUCGGUUCCAUUUCUGGAUGCAGAACAUCCAGGACUGGUGUAUCUCUCGGCAGCUGUGGUGGGGCCACCGUGCUCCCGCAUACUUUGUCCAACUGGAGGGCGAAGCGAGCGAUGAAACAGAUGACCAUUUCUGGGUGUGCGCUGAAAAUGAAGAUGAGGCUCGCAUUAAGGCGGAAAAGAAGUUCCCCGGCAAGAAGUUUUCGCUGAAGUGGGACGAAGAUGUGCUUGAUACAUGGUUCUCCUCUGGACUCUGGCCCUGGUCCACCCUAGGCUGGCCUAAAGACACCCAUGAUAUGCGGACGCUAUAUCCCACGUCAAUGCUCGAGACUGGUUGGGACAUUCUCUUCUUCUGGGUAGCCCGAAUGGUCAUGCUUGGCCUCAAGAUGACAGGAGAUGUUCCAUUCACCGAGGUGUACUGUCACUCCCUUGUGCGCGAUGCUGAGGGCAGAAAGAUGUCAAAGUCUCUAGGCAACGUCGUGGAUCCCGUGGAUAUUAUCCAAGGUAUCUCGUUGGAGGAUCUACAUAAGACGUUGUAUACUGGAAACCUUGACCCUUCUGAGAUUGACCGAGCCAAAGCUUAUCAAAAGACAGCGUUUCCCAAGGGUAUUGAGGAGUGUGGCGCCGACGCAUUGCGGUUUACGCUUGUCAACUAUACUACUGGAGGGGGUGACAUCGCUUUUGACAUUCGAGAAAUCGAAGCCAAGCGACGAUUCUGCAACAAGAUUUAUCAAGCAACCAAUUUCGCUCUAGGACGGCUUGGGGAGGGUUUCACACCAAACGCGACUGCGACAGACAGUCAGCCCAAAUCUCUGGCGGAAGCUUGGAUUUUGCACAGGUUCAACCUUGCCGCCAAGCAGGUUAAUGAAGCUAUCGAGGGCCGCGAAUUCUCCGUGGCUGCUGGCACCCUUUAUCAAUACUGGUUCGGCCAGCUCUGCGAUACAUUCAUCGAGAACUCAAAGUAUCUCCUGACGCCAGAGGCUCCGGAAGAUGAGAGAAAGUCGGCCCAGCAGACAUUGUAUACGGCCUUGGAGGGCGGCUUGCUUCUUCUCCACCCGUUGAUGCCUUUCUUAACUGAGCACUUGUGGCAGAAGCUGCCCCGCCGAAAGGGCGAUACUACGGAAAGCAUUAUGAUUGCGCGGUACCCCGAAUUCAACGAGAAACUGGAUGCGCCCGAGGAGGCUGAGAAGUACGAGUUCAUCAUGGCAAUUGCGGCAGGAGCGCGAAGCUUGUUGGCACAAUACGGCUUCAAAGAACCUGGCGACCUCAUUAUUCAGACCUACUCAGAGUCGGCCUUUAAGACUGCGUCAGAUGAGAAGACAUCGAUUAAAUCUCUCAGCGGAAAGUAUGCCGGUGAUGUUGAGGUCCUUCCUCCAUCCGCCGGUGCUCUUCCUCCUGCGGGCUGUGCUUUGCAGAACAUUAACGCCGAUGCGGCGGUGUUCCUCAAGAUUGUGGGACGAGUCGACCUAGGGGAAGAGAUGAAAAAGCGGGCAAAGGGAAUCGAGGAUGCCAAGGCUAAAGCUGAAAAGAGCAAGAAGGUUAUGAGUGCCGCUGGCUGGGAGAAGGCAAGCCCCGAAACGAAAAAGAAAGAAGAGGAGAAGCUGCAAGACGCCGAGGCCGAGGUGAAGAGACUGGAGGAAGCCAUCAAAGACCUGGAGAGAUUGAAGUUGGAGGACCAAAACUGA
This is a messenger RNA of Exophiala dermatitidis NIH/UT8656, 3090 nucleotides long. RefSeq names its product valyl-tRNA synthetase. NCBI's taxonomy places the organism in Eukaryota, Fungi, Ascomycota, Eurotiomycetes, Chaetothyriales, Herpotrichiellaceae. The transcript has a single exon. Gene Ontology annotation, cellular component: cytosol. The record is from RefSeq and is a predicted model, not a curated record. Bases 1 to 3090 code for a protein of 1029 amino acids. Gene Ontology annotation, biological process: valyl-tRNA aminoacylation. Gene Ontology annotation, molecular function: valine-tRNA ligase activity; aminoacyl-tRNA deacylase activity; ATP binding.